Molecule: messenger RNA, 3270 nt
Organism: Zalophus californianus (California sea lion)
Lineage: Eukaryota; Metazoa; Chordata; Mammalia; Carnivora; Otariidae
Gene: ZNHIT2
Product: zinc finger HIT-type containing 2
Exons: 1
Coding region: 2038-3231 (397 amino acids)
Source: RefSeq, a predicted model, not a curated record
GGGGGGGGGGGGGGGUGCUGUAGUUAAGAGGGAGGGGGAGGAGGUAGGGGAACUUGUGAAACUUUACUUUUUUUCAGUUCCUGUGCCUGCUUGUAAGCAGCCCAUUGGUCAGCAAGGGCUUACGGUUCUUCUGAGGUGGGUUUCCUCAUGGACCUGUUUGCAUUCAGCCGGGUGGUUGCCAUGGGCCCUUCUACCUUACUCGGGCUUCCAUUGCCCAAGCCUGUUGCCUAAAAGUGGCCCUACAGAAAGCAUUGCCUGAUUACACUGGCAUUGUGGUAACCUUGUUUGCACCUUAACCUAAUCAUAGCUCAGGUUGGUGGGUUGGUUGGUUGGGUGUUCCUAGGAGUGGAAUUCUCUGGCACUGAUUGAAGGUUCCCCUAGCAACAUGGGUACCCACUCGUUUUGCGAAGGUUUUUGAACCUGCUGGUUCUUGGAAAACAGUAUAACAUGAAGUAAAGACCUUGGAUCUAGACUUGGACUGCCUUAAGUUUGCAUCCUUGCUUCAUUUAUUUUCUCACUCUCCAACCUUAAAAUUAAUUUCUGCCAUCAUGUUUCUGAGAGUUGCUGUGAAGAAUAAAUAAAGGAUGUGAAGUUCUUAGAUCAGCACCUGCCACAUAGUGUGCAAACAUAUAGGCUAUUUUUAUCUCUAGUAAUCUUUUAAGAAAAAGACAGUCACUGGGCGCCUGGGUGGCUCAGUUGGUUAAGAAAAAAGACAGUCACCUCCUUUCUAGGCAUUUCGAUUCUUGUGAGUUAAGUGCAUAAGCUAGUUAAGUGUUAGAGCCUCAAAGAAAGUAAGCAGGGUGUUGUAAUGAAAGAGGGGUGGUUGGGGAUGGACAUAAUAUCCUAGGGAAGGUCUCUAAAGAUGGGAUGCAAGAGGCCUGAAAGCUAUCAAAUAGAUGAUGAAAGAGGUCCAGCCCAGAGAACUGUGCAAAGCUGUGUGGUUUUGUCAGACCUGGACGGGAGUUCAGAUUUGAGUCCAAGUGCAAUGGAGGGUCACCAAGUACAGGGAAGGGUUUAAGCAAGGGCCUGAUGUGAUCUGACUUGUGAUCCAAUGCUUUCUCUGGCUGGUUUCUCUGGACAACUGGCAAGAAAGGGAACCGGUUAAGGGACUAGUAGCUGAGGCCACCGGUAGUAAUGGGGAUGUAAAAAAUGAGCGGACUUAAAGGUCAUCAAAUCCAUCCAGAUCUUGAUAGGGAAGUAGAUGAUCCAUACGGAGAUAAAUACAAGGUAUUGUGAAAGCAGAACUUAUUAGGAGUGGGUCUAAAGAACCAGAGCUCACUUUUGUGGGUGCCAUAGGUCAAGUCCUCGGGGCCCUUGGCACGGUGUGUGUGGGUUAUCACCCCCACUCUGUCAUAAACCAAGCUCCAUUAGGACAGGGAUCCCAUCUCUUUGCUUAUCGAUGUGUUUUUGGCACCUAGUAUGGAUUCUGCACUUUAAAGUUGGAUGAACCAUAGAUUUGGAGGGGAAAUAAAAAAGGAGCUCAGAUAUCAGUUAAACGUUGCUUUCUUCUCAAGAGGGGAAAUGCCUCCAACAGACACAUAAACAGAGACUAGGCCAAGUAGUCCAUCUUUACCCUUUUUCUACACUCCGCUUUGUCUGUGUCCCCUAGUAGAAUGACUGCCUUUCCAGUGCAGGGAUGCAUCUCAUCCCCCAUGGGCCUGGCCCAAUUAGGGGCCUAGAGUAGGUGCUUCUCAAAGAUCGAUUUCCGUCAGGAGGCUCUAUCGUGCUAAAAAGGGAACCACUAGGGGGCGAGCUGGUACCAGCGGAGCCCCGGCCUGGGGCACUCGCCCUCCCUCUCUCACCGCGCAGGGUGGGGGGGGGGCCUGUGCGUCCCGACGGGCUCCUGCGCCUGCUCAAGCGCCAUUUGGCAGAGGGGUGGGGCUUGGCUUCCGAGUGUGGGCGGAAGUUGCCGAGAGUCCUCGGGAGCUUUGAGUACGCUCCGCGGGCCUCGCUAGGAGGCGGAAGUAACCGAUUAGCACCGGAAGUUGUCCAGCGCGGCCUGUGAGUGUUCGCAAGUAGCGCUGGGCGCCGGUUGCCAUGGAGCCGGCCGGGCCCUGUGGUUUUUGCCCGGCCGGGGAGGCCCAGCCCGCGCGCUACACCUGCCCUCGCUGUAAUGUGCCCUACUGCUCGCUGCGCUGCUACCGGGCGCAUGGCACCUGCGCCGAAGCCUUCUACCGGGACCAGGUGCUGGGAGAGCUCCGCGGCCGCAGCGCCUCGCCCAGCCGCCUGGCCAGCGCCCUACGGCGGCUGCGUCAGCAACGCGAGACCGAGGACGACCCGGAGGACGCCGGCCUCAGCCCUGGUCCGGCGCCAGGCGGCCUCACCAGGCUCUGGGAGCUGCUGGCCCCGGCCGAGAAGGCGGCCUUCGAGCGGCUGCUGAGCCGUGGCGAGGCCGGGCGGCUGCUGCCCCCGUGGCGGCCGUGGUGGUGGGGCCGCGGGGCCGGGUCGCGGCUUCUGGAAGAGGUGGAUGAUGCUGCGGACCGGGACCCUGCGGAGCUGGAGCCCACCCCCGCGAGGACGUCAGCGGAACCCCUGAAGGAAGCCGCCGCCGAGCCGUUUCUCGAAGACGCUCCCGAGGCCCGCGCGCCCACCGUGCCCACCCGGAUCCCCACGCUGGCCAGCCUGAGCCGCAGCCCGGCCUCGCCGCUUGUGCGCUUCCAGCUGCCCAACGUGCUGUUCUCCUACGCGCACACUCUUGCCUUGUAUCACGGCGGCGACGAUGCGCUGCUCUCAGACUUCUGUGCCACGCUGCUCGGCGUUUCCGGAGCCCUGGGUGCGCAGCAGGUCUUCGCCUCUGCCGAGGAAGCCUUGCAGGCCGCCGCCCAGGUGCUCGAAGCAGGCGAGCAUCCGCCUGGGCCCCUGGGCACACGGGGUGCCAUGCGCGAAGCUGCCCGCAUCCUGAUGGGCGAAGGCCCGGCCGACCAGAAAGGCUACACGCUGGCAGCACUGGGGCACCUGGCGCAAACCCUGGGCCGGGCCCGGAAGCAAGCUGUGGCCACGGAAGAGCGAGAUCGCCUCUACCGGGCGCGGAAGAAGUGCCAGUUCCUACUGGCUUGGACCAAUGAAAAUGAGCUGGCCCUCAUACCCCUGGCUCUGGACUGUGCCAGGGCCCAUCGAGCCCACGCUGUGGUGGCCGAGGAGGUGGCAGCCCUCACCGGGGAGUUGGAGCGGCUUUGGGGAGGCUCCCUGCCACCUGCUCCAAGAAUUCUCAUCGAGGAACUCCCUGGCUGAACUGGGAUCCCUCUGUCAUUAAUAAAGCUGUGACUGGUC